AGAGCUUCAUUUCUUUUCUUUGAGGUCUCCUAAAUACACUUAUUCUUACCUUUAACUUUAUGUUCAAUCAUUCUAAAUACACUACAUCUAUAUUAUUUAAUUUACCCCAACAUAUCCUCUAAAAUAUCCAACAUCAACAAGAAAAGACAUUUCCCUUUUUAGCCAAUAGGGUCUCCUCAUAUAUUCUAUGAUACAAAUGUUUCGAUGGUUAUUGAAGCCUAAGUUCUAUUCAAAAUGUAUAUCAUACAUAAAGUGUAUUAAGACGCGGUUAGAGACGAUGGAGAAGAAGAGAAGAGCUAUUCAGAAGUUUACGAAGAAUGACAUUGCUGAGCUUCUUAGGAGUGGACAUGAUUAUGAUGCAUAUAAAAGGACUGAAGGGCUUCUGUUUGAGGAAAAAAUAUUAUCCUGCUAUGAAUUCAUUGAAAAGUUUAUUGGAUGCAUAUCAGAUCAUCUUGAAGAAUUAAUUAAGCAGAGUGAAUGCCCUGAGGAAUGCAAGGAAGCUAUACCAUCAUUGAUGUAUGCUGCAGCAAGAAUUUCUGACCUACCAGAAUUGCGUGACCUUAGAACUUUGUUUACAGAAAAAUAUGGAAAUUCUCUUGAACCAUACAUAAAUAAAGAGUUUGUUGAGAAGUUGAGACAUUCUCCAACAAGAGAAAUGAAGAUAAGGUUAUUAUAUGAUAUUGCACAAGAGUUCUCUAUAGAAUGGGAUGGUAAGGCUUUGAAGAAAAUGCUUUAUACACACCCAUCAUUAUAUGAAGGGACGCAGUUGGGUGGAAGUGGAGGAGGAGAACACAAAAAUGAAAGUGACUUGAACACAUUCAAAGAAAAUGAGACAAUGCACCAAUACAAUAGUAGUGAUGAUGAAACAACAAGCACAGACACAUCACCAUCUCAUCAUCAUGGAAGAAAAGCUAGUUCAAGUUCAUUUGGAAGCAUAUCUGAAAAUGAAGAAGAAGUUGAAGAAAUCAAGAAACCAAAUUCCUUUUUGCUAAUUCCACCCCCUUACUUCAAACCACAAAAAACUAAUAACAAAGGUGAAAUAAAUUCCAACAAAACAUCAGACUCUGAACCAUUAGAGAAAAAUAUUGAUUCAAGUGGAUUGAAACCAACAACAUCAGUGGAAACAUCAUCUUCAAAAGGGUAUGCACAAAUGUGGGGUGGUGCAUGGCAUGUGCCUUCUACUUUACCUGAUUAUGAUGAUUUUAUUGCUCGUCUUAAAGCUUUCACUGGAAGAUCAUAGAAACUUAGGAUUUAAAGACACAUUGUUGUAAAUUUGUAAAUGUAAUGAUGCUAGAUUAAUUAUUAUA
Medicago truncatula (barrel medic) is the source of this 1307-nucleotide messenger RNA. RefSeq names its product IST1-like protein. Gene Ontology annotation, biological process: protein transport. Lineage: Eukaryota; Viridiplantae; Streptophyta; Magnoliopsida; Fabales; Fabaceae. The transcript is spliced from 6 exons. The record is from RefSeq and is a predicted model, not a curated record. The coding region runs from base 188 to 1240 and encodes 350 amino acids.